UAUCUGGCAGAUGGAAAUUGGGCUGGUACCGUAGCCCACGCCAACCCAUCUCGCUGUGGAAGCUGAAGCUCACCACCCGCUCGGCGAAAUGCCGAAGCGGAGCCGCGAGAACUGUGGGGCACUGGCGGUGGCGGGCAACGACGACCGCCUCGGUUCCCUCCCCGACGACGCCCUCCUACACGUGUUGUCGCUGCUGCCCUCGGAGGACGCUGCGCGGACCUGCGUGCUGGCCCGGCGCUGGCGCCACCUGUGGCGGUUCACGGCCGCGCUGCGCAUCGCCCGCGACGACGACAAGCGGUGGAGCGUCCGGUGGCUGCACAGGUUCGUCACCAACUUGCUGCGCCUCCGCGACAGCCUCUCGCCGCUGGACGUGUGCGACAUCUUUUGCCGCCCGUUCGUGUGGUACCGGGGCGGCCACGCUGCGCAGGCGCUCUGCUUCAAGGUUGCGGAGGAAUGGGUCCGCCGCGUAGUGUCGGAGUACCGAGCUCGGGUGCUGAAGCAUCUGACUAGGGUGGAACUAGGCGAAGUGGAAUUGGGAAGCAGAAUUCUAGAUCUAUCAGACUGCCUUGCACUGGAGCAUCUAGAGCUGAUAUCUUGCAGAAUCCAGGGCGAGAGGAUGUUGUUUCCAUCAGUCAAACAUCUUAGAAUCACUAACUCCAGUUUCUGCAUUAUCCCUCGCAGUAGCAUUUCUGAGAAUUGGGGCUUUACUCCUGUGCUUGAGAGCAUGCCGUCACUGGCAAAAGCAUUUGUCCAGUUUGAUGACGAAUGCUGUGAUAAGUGCCCUAUAGAAAUUAUUAUGGGGAUUGUGGUGUUGAAGACUGUGAUGGAUGCUAUGGGAAUCUCUAUAAUGAGGAUGACAAAGACAAUGAGUGUGUCCUUCUUGGGGGUUUGUCAGACACAACGAAUCUGGAGUUGAUAGGUCUACCUGAAGUGUUUGUCUGCAGAAAGGAUUUUAAAUGGAGCCCUAUAUUUAGAAAGUUGAAAACAUUGUUGCUCAAUGAGUUCAGUUUACUAAUUUACUUUCUCCAACGUUCACCAAUUCUAGAGAAGAUUACUCUUCAACUGUCCAAGAUGCCAGAACCUUUUGUUAAAGCAAAUGGAUGCCACAGCCCAAGGGAAGGAUCCAUGGUAUCUAAAUGCCUCAAAGCAAUUGAAGUCAAAUAUCAGGACGAUGGAGUGCUUGAUAAAGUUUUAACGAUCUUAAAUACCUAUGGUGUAUCUUCUCAGGUGGUUUCCAUCCAAAAGAAGGUUUCUUUAUCUUCUGAAAAAUUCAGUUUUGAGCAGAAGGAUUAAGACUGAUGCCACUGACAUCUCUACUGUUUCCUAGUUAUUCUGAAAUUUGUCAUAAAAUUUGCAGCAAUGGCAUUGCUGGCUUUUGUCUAAUUCUUAGCUCAAUCAUGUUUCCCGAAUUCAGGGGUAGCUUCUAUGACUGUAGCUAGACUUGGAUCAAUUGCACUUCGCAUGAUGUAUACAUUUGAAUGCAUCGUCUUGACUUCCAACUGGUUUCAUUCUGGAUGCACAUACAUUUGAAAUUUUGAAUGCAUGAGUCCAAACUUUCAACUGGUUUCAUUCUGGAUGCACUUUUUCUAUCGUUGUGUACCUAGUAUAACUUCCUGAUGAAUAUGCUUGCUUCAUUCAAGGUCAUACAUUCAGGAUUAGUUUCCCCUGUUUUCUUGUACCCAUAAGUGUAAAGAAUGCACGCUUUUCCACACUUUGAGUGGCAGGUUUGGGUGAUUUGAGAUUCCAGCAAUUCCUGAAAACCAUGGCAUGGUUGCCGUAUUUGUUACUGUGAAACAGCAAUGUUUGGCUCGAACUACGCAUAUAGAGCUAUUUGAUGAUGAGCAUCCUUCACCAGCUACUCUAAGGCUGCAUGGGUCCAUUGCAUUCUGUUUACUGCUAGAAAUCUAAUCUAAAGUCACAUAAAGCAUUUGUGAUAUAUAUAGUUGGCAGUCCAUUUUUUUAUCAAGCCCAGGUGAGUUCUAGGACUCAUCAAACUUGUAUGUUCGUUUGGCUGAUAAGCCAUGACAGAAAGUACUAUUGGCUGA
Messenger RNA from Sorghum bicolor (sorghum), 2045 nucleotides. Its product is annotated as F-box protein At5g03100. The record is from RefSeq and is a predicted model, not a curated record. Gene Ontology annotation, molecular function: protein binding. Lineage: Eukaryota; Viridiplantae; Streptophyta; Magnoliopsida; Poales; Poaceae. The transcript has 5 exons. The coding region runs from base 89 to 916 and encodes 275 amino acids.